Molecule: messenger RNA, 570 nt
Organism: Letharia columbiana
Lineage: Eukaryota; Fungi; Ascomycota; Lecanoromycetes; Lecanorales; Parmeliaceae
Exons: 2
Coding region: 1-570 (189 amino acids)
Biological process (GO): mitochondrial translation
Molecular function (GO): structural constituent of ribosome
Source: RefSeq, a predicted model, not a curated record
AUGAAGCUCUCCCCGGUCCUGAGAUCGCUCGCAACGGCUCUCCGAAUCCCAGUCUUGACUCGAGAAAGCUCGGCCAUGCGCUUGGCCAAGCCCAUUGUCGGACAAACGCAACUGACAUACCCAGUUUCGCCCUUCUCUACAACUGCAAAACUUCAGGCUCGCAACAGCAAACGUCCGAGGACAGAUCCGCGAAUAACUCUAAUACGCUAUCAUCUCCACCACCCUCUAAAUCCUCGCCCCCUCCGCCUCUCCCGCCUGCGCUCCCUUCGUCAUUGGACCAUUCACCGUGCAGCCCAGCUAGUCAUGCACCGUGACCGUUUACUGCGAGACCGAGAAUUAGAACGCCAAUACAAUGCCAUGCGCGCCGCCUGCGAGGAAUUGCGAUUAGGUGUGGGUGAUGGAGGGAGGUUGUAUAGGCAGGCCGUGAGCAGGAAGGGAAUCUUUGGGGGCCCAAGGGUCGCGGAAGGGGGAGGGGUCGUGGGAAAUGGGGGUAUACCGAUUGAGUAUGCGAGAGCGCAGACGGAGGGGCCUAGUCGCGGAGGCUGGGAUGAAGGAUGGACAAGGGGAUGA